Messenger RNA from Symbiodinium necroappetens, 1033 nucleotides. The record is from the annotation of a GenBank genome assembly. Lineage: Eukaryota; Dinophyceae; Suessiales; Symbiodiniaceae.
GGAUGUGUUGGUGCAGACGGGCACACCUCCAAUCGCUCUGGUGGAGCAGUGCACCCAGUGUCUUACAGAGGAUGAGGCCCAUGCGGCUUGGUCCGGCCUCGCCGUCUCGGACAUUCUGCCGACCCAUGUCUAUGUCUUGGUGGAACGGGUCGCGCAGAACAGCCACCCGCGGCUGGUACAGGGAGCCGAGCUUUGGCUUACUUGGAGGGACUGGCGGCAAGGGGAGCGCAGGUGGCGAGACCCGUCCAUGGAGCCAGUUGCCAGUCGAGCACAGGAUGCCAAUCCGGAUGUGUUACCAAAGCACUUCCUGUGGGUCGAUACACAGGUUCUACAGGAAAACUAUGGCUCUGCUGAGUCGCUGAUCUCUCUGCUGGUCCGGGAACGCCGCCUUGCUCAGGCAUGUCAGUACAUCUUCAAUGAAAAAGCAGACAAGCGCCUGUUCGUGGACGUCGUCGCGCAUCAUUGUCUGGCACACAACCAGUUCCAUGAGUUGCAGAAGGUGAUCCUGGACUUCGACCCCUCACUUCAAAAAGUGCAGGAAUACUUGAACUCCGUCAAGGAAUUUUUGCGUGACAGACGUGCGCUGGACUUGCUGUAUUCCUACGAAGUCUUUACGAGGAACUUUGUCAAUGCAGGUUUCCUCGCCAUCUCGCUUUUCGUGCAGUCGUCCACCUGGGAUGCCCGGGUGGGACACCUCCAAAAUGCAGAAGCUCACCUUGGGUUUGCUCACCGGAAACUCUUGAGCCGAAAGAAGGGGGAGGGGAAGGACGGAACUGGUGAUGGGACUUCAGAGAAUCCCAGCGCCGCAGCGCAGGAGAGCAUGACGGCGUCGGGAGACGCUGUCAGUCUGGAAGCCAAAAUGGGGAUCGCCGACAUCAAGAGGAAUCUGGAAACCGUCCGGAUCCAACGCGCUGUCUGCGAGGCGAUGCCCACGAGCAUGCCUCAAAAUGCCGUGCUCUUCGGUGACCUCCCGGCACAGUGCGAGGUUGCAGAGCUCUUGAUGGUCAACGGGCAUUUCAAGCUGGCUCUAAAG